Messenger RNA from Carica papaya (papaya), 288 nucleotides. The record is from RefSeq and is a predicted model, not a curated record. Lineage: Eukaryota; Viridiplantae; Streptophyta; Magnoliopsida; Brassicales; Caricaceae.
AUGCCUCUUCGGUUCCCUCCUAUCUCCGUCGAUUCCUCGAUGAUGAGAGAAACACUUUCUGUUUCGAGGGUUAUUGAGCUUCGGGAUGUUGCCGAGGAAAGGAGGGGGUUGCGCAGGAAGUUGUUGGUCUUCGAGGGUGCGGAGAAACCGAGUCGGAUUCGGAGGAGUAAUUGGGAGGCUUACUGGCUUAGUGAUGAACAGGUUCAGUAUGCUUGUGUAGAUGCUUUUGUUAAUUUCUUACUGGGGAAGGAAUUACAGGCUUGGGAUUGGGAUAGGGAUGAUGAUUAG